Molecule: messenger RNA, 4107 nt
Organism: Cyprinus carpio (common carp)
Lineage: Eukaryota; Metazoa; Chordata; Actinopteri; Cypriniformes; Cyprinidae
Gene: klf5a
Product: KLF transcription factor 5a
Biological process (GO): regulation of transcription by RNA polymerase II
Molecular function (GO): DNA-binding transcription factor activity, RNA polymerase II-specific; RNA polymerase II cis-regulatory region sequence-specific DNA binding
Source: RefSeq, a predicted model, not a curated record
AUCUGGAUCCUUCCGUUUUGAUUCGUAAGACGCGAGACACGCUGUUGAUAAAAAUAGAGGAGCGCGCGCAUACCUUAAUCGCAGCCGCAUCGCGCGCUUAUUUGUGUCAUCUUAAUGUUACGCGCCACAGGCUCGAAUGUCCCAACAAGAACAGCGGUAGCAGUGAGCUGCAUUUUAUUGAUUCAUUUAAUUGAUUCAGUCUGCUUGGGGUGGAUAUUUUUAUUUGUCGUGUUGUGUUACUUUUAAAUGUGAAAUUAUGGUAAACAUUUAUUUUCCAUUGGGAUCGUUUAUCGUUUGUAAAUAAGCCUUAUUUUACAGCUAAACAGUAAACGCAGACGUGCUGACAGACACGUAUUUAAAACUUGGUAGCAGCUGUAUCUAGUUAUUAGGGAUGAGAAUCGUAAGGGAUUUGAGGAUUCCGUUCUUUAACGUUUCCAUGAACUGUUAUUUUAGUGCUUUCGAUGAAUAAACAUUUGGGAGGGGGGAAAAACUGAUUGUAGGAUAUUUACUGCUCUUGGCAGUAGGUUGCCAGAUGAUGAGAUUUCAGAUGAACAAAACGGAUAACAAAUCAGAUAUAAUAAUAAUAAUAAUAGUAAGUGAAAUUAAUGUUACUGCAAAACGUGUAUAACAUUUUUAGAGGCGACAAAAAAAAGAUAUAUGUUGUCCUAUGUAGGCCUACUCAUAAAAAUAGCCUACUAAACAAAUGUAGCCCUAAAUGUGAAACGUGCAUUAAUUUAAAAAUGCCACUGAUUUCAUCAGUUGUCAUAAUGUUUAGCCUAUCACGUCAUUUACGUAUAACAUAAUAUUUGCGUUCUGUAAGUGACUAACAUACAUUAAUCCAAUAAGAGAUUCAUAGGUGUUAUUGAUUCACUAAAAGAGUCGCGAAUCGGACAACCCUUGCCACGCUGUAUGUUGGUUCAUUUAAAAGAACCGACUCACAAGAGUCAUUCAAUCGUUCACUGAAAAAUAUCUGUUUUUACGAUUCGUGAUUGGCUAUUUACUUCUCUGCUGUAGCUAGUUAUUUUGACAAACACACUUUUUCUGUAUUGUAUAAAAUAAAGAAUGUUAUAUCAUAAAAUGCACUUAGAAUUAACCUAUAAAAAUAAUGAAUACAGUUCGAACAAAUUAGUGUAUUUCUGUUUAUAGUCAGUUGUGAUUUUAUUAAGUAGCACAUGCUGCACUGCUGUGAUUAUUUAAAUGCUAAAAGAAAUGCGUAAAGGGGUGGACAGAUUUAACUCAGUGUUUUGACGGGUUUGUUGCGCUGUUACAGUAAGAGCAGUAGUAAAGGUGUAGCCGUGUAGUCACUUUCUCAGUGCCUGUCAGCCCGAGGCCCCGCCCUUCAGCGAUUAUGCACAUAUAUCCCGGAGCUCCGGGAACGGAGCGAAGCGAAACGAACCGGGACAUUACUACCGAAAGCGUGCGCACAUACAAGCACGGGUGUCAUUCCAUGCACCAAACACUCAGCUCCCCUUCCUCAACGUCUAUCAAAACACAUCUUGCGGACCCUCUCUCCGUCACAUCCACGGCUUUAUGGCCGCUACGCUUCUUACGAUGAGCGCCUCGCUCGCACCGGGACAAGAUGACUUUCUCUCGCUUCUCAAACCCUCACUAUCCGACGGCUUUCAGGAGGACUCCUCUCUGUUUUCAUUUGAAACCAAGAAUCCCGACACGGAAAGGAUCUUAUCAAACGACUAUUCUCAGGCUAAACUAGAGAUGGAUAAAUAUCUGUCUCCACAACCUGUGGCUCUCCCCGACCCAAAGAAGUCAAGACGAGAGAGCUUCUCUGAAAUGGACCAGUUUUUCGGGGACGACCACGGGUCCCCCUACAGCAUUAACAUGAAUGUCUUCCUCCCCGACAUCGCUUAUUUAAGAACGGGGAUGUGCCGGCCAGCACGGCCUUCGGCCCCCAGCCAGAUCAAAACUGAACCUGUAGUGGCGCCUUUCUCUCAUCCCGAGUGUUCGGUGAGCUCGACCGGCCCCGUUUCAUCUGCGCUGCCCAAUUUCACCAGCAUCUUUAACUCGAAUUCCACUUCGGGAUCUGAAAUCAAUGCCAUGGACGAUAACUCGGGGGUCUUUGUCAAGCAGGAGAUGCAAGGCUUUGACAUCCCGCAGGAUGGGCCACUUUUCCAGCUCCUCAGCUCAGAGCUGGACGUCCCGCAUCAAGCCGACUCGCACUCCCACCCUCACGCUCACUCUGUGCCCUCACAGAUGGCUACUUUCCACGACCUGCACUUAGCGACCCAACAGACUGCUGCCAAGACGUACUGUGGCAUGUCCAGCUACCCUCUCGGCCCGGGCCACUUUGUGCAUCCUCAGGGUCAGGCCCACUCGCAGCUCAAAAUGCCGUAUCUUCCCCCCUCGCCUCCUACUUCAGAACCUGGCAGUCCUGACAGACAGAAGGAAAUGCUUCACAAUCUGACACCACCACCAUCUUAUGCCGCCACUAUCGCCUCCAAAAUGGCUGUCCCUGCACCCAGUCACCCAACACCCACCUCGACACGAGCUCCCGCCACCAUUGGGUCCAUGCCUGUCCGUUACAACCGAAGAACAAACCCAGACCUCGAGAAAAGACGGAUACACCACUGUGAUUUUCCAGGUUGUAAGAAAGUUUACACCAAGUCGUCCCACCUGAAAGCUCACUUGAGGACACACACUGGUGAGAAGCCGUAUAGGUGCACGUGGGAGGGCUGCGACUGGCGCUUUGCUCGUUCCGAUGAGCUGACGCGUCACUUCAGGAAACACACGGGAGCCAAACCCUUCCAGUGCGCCGUGUGCAGCCGCAGCUUCUCUCGCUCCGAUCAUCUCGCCCUGCAUAUGAAGAGGCACCAGAAUUAGACACCAAUACACACUAACUGCAAAAUCCACAGAUACUUAUUAUUAUUAUUAUGCACUUGAAGUGAUAACAAAACGACUUGUAUCUUUCUCUACACCACGACGAACCUUAUAAUGUUUAGGGUAAUCUUCUCUCUCUGACCUGUCGAGAGCUGUCGACUGUAAACUGAAAAGCUUUUGAUAUUACCACGAAAUCUAGUUUCCUUAUUCCUCUCUAGUUAGGAUGUAUAAAACACAUUUCCGUUAGGACCCUCAUCUCAUUUUGACUUUAAUACAAAUAAGCUGUGUUUGUACAUGAGACUCGGCUCUCGUCCUCUAAUUGGAAGAUGAAAUGUUUUUAAACCUUAUGAAAUGAAUGGAUUCGUUCUUGUACAUCUGCAAAGCACUAAGACACAACUCCCAUUUUACUUUGCACUUGAAUUAGACUGGAAAAGAUGAAUAUCUAUGUAUGAUAAAUGCUUUUAAUAUAUAUAUCACUGGAAUAGUUACUGCUCAUACCGGGGUUUCAGGUACAGAAGCAAUUCCCUCUUUUUAGCUUUGGAUGAUAAUGUGCUGCUACUGAACAGCAAUUAUUUCAUGAAUUAUUAAACAAUGGUAUAGCAAAAGCAAUGAGAGGUGGAAAAGGGCUUUAGACAGCUGUGUGAUUUGUACAGUCUCCUUUAUCUACACAGAAGCAUGCCGAGCAUUUGUUUUCCUACUGUCAUUGAUGCAUAAGCUCAUAUGAAUGUACGAGACCACAGUGACUGUUCUUUUGAACACAUUUCAUCUUAAAGUGCCUUUUCAUGAUUGUUUUUUAUCAGCAGAACAUGCUUAAAUUUUUUGUUCAUGAAAAGACACAAUAAAAAUUCAGCAGGAUACCAUUAUUUCACCAUUACUGCAAUUUGGCUGCCUUUCAUACAUUUAAGAGAGGGUUAAAGCAUCAGCUGGUUCUUUCUUGUAAAACCGAUGUAUUUAUUGCAUUGGCUUUGUGAAGUGGAAUUUGACAAGUUUUGUGUAAUUGAAAUGCCUUAAUGUAAAUACUAUGACAUUUUAUUGUACUGUAAAUAUUAUUUUGAUUCAUUUUGUUGCUCUGUUCUUUUUCCUUCCUUUUUUUCCGGAAAAGGAUCAUAGUGCUCUGGAUUGUGGCUGUGUGACUUUUUGUUGUUUUUAGAUUUUUUUUUUUUUUUACAUUUCACUUAUUUUGUAGAUUCUCAGAUUAUAUUUCUAAAUUGGUUGUCCUCUUGACAAAAUGCUUUUUUUGAAAUGAAACAAUAAAAUCAAUUUUAGAAUUUUUAA